This is a messenger RNA of Sander lucioperca (pikeperch), 1059 nucleotides long. RefSeq lists its product as uncharacterized. The transcript has 3 exons. The coding region runs from base 94 to 1059 and encodes 321 amino acids. NCBI's taxonomy places the organism in Eukaryota, Metazoa, Chordata, Actinopteri, Perciformes, Percidae. The record is from RefSeq and is a predicted model, not a curated record.
CUCGGUUUUAUAAAUGUGCGCAAAAAUGAGUAACAUUCCAGAGAAGAAGACGGCACGGGUAGCCUACUUUCAGCAGCGUCUGCAUCUGACAAAAUGGACCAGAGUUUCCACAAGUUCCUUCGAGAACAGCGGAGGUUAAAUGAGACAGUUGUCACCACCUUUAUCAACGAGAAGAUUGACUGCUAUGCUGUCCAUGGGAUGACAGAUGACCAGUUGAUGAAAUAUGUCCCCAAGAUUGGAGAGUACUGCAGAACAGAAGUGGCUGCACUGGAAGGAACCACCACAACUAUUUCUAAGGCUACAGAAAGCCUGAUGAAAAAAAUAAAAGAAAGGCAGGCCUCUAAGAGAAGUCAUGGGGAUGAUCAUUCAGAAAAUCUGUCUGGAAACUCAAAUGCUUUAAAAAUGGAGUGUGUUUUUCAAAUGGGGUUGUUUGAAGAAGUUUGGGCCAAAAAUGUACAGGUAAAAGAGAAAAGGGGAGGAGGUACCAGACAUUUGAAGGCUUUGACUUCCACAAUGGCACAGCUGAUGGAGAUUGGCAAAGAACUCUUUUUUCCAAACGGAAAAAGUAAAAUUGGGAAUGUCAAUGACUUUGAAUUCCGCAUACAAGAUUUUACUGAAGAUGAACUGGAUCCAUUGACCACCCUAGGUGAGCAAUAUGAGAAGAGGAAAGUUAGAAUGUUGAGACUGUAUCUAUCAUGCAUAAAGAUUGAUGCAGAAGAAAUAUUGAAUGAUGCUACCUCACCUGGUGAAUCACAAAAUGCAGUGCCCCUCACAAGAGAAUUACUCUGUGCAGCUGCUGCUUCUUAUGGAGCUGCUUCAACUACAGGAACAACCUGUGGAUCUGAUUUCACAACUGGAACUCCCAGAACAAAGGCUAGCACACGUGAAAUAGUGCAAGAGCCUGCCCAUAUAUCUGAGUGUUGGAGCAGUGCCUUGAAAAGGCUGAAACUUCCCCCAGGAGGAGUAGAUGAAGUGCUGGCCAGCCUCACUCCUACACCCAGGAAGGUUGUAGCCAUGCUACAACAUGAAACUCAACAAGAGAGAAAAUUAGACUCUUGA